Molecule: messenger RNA, 4296 nt
Organism: Effrenium voratum
Lineage: Eukaryota; Dinophyceae; Suessiales; Symbiodiniaceae
Source: the annotation of a GenBank genome assembly
AUGACCGCGGAGCAGGAGGCGAUCCUGUCAAAGAGGUCGUACAUGCGGGGCAAGAGCGAUCAAGCUCUCGGCGAUGAGCUGAAUAAGCUACAGGGCCUCUCCUAUGAGUACUGGAAGAUGCGUGUGUACAGGGUCUUCAGCAAGGAGUCGGUGAAGCAAGGCUUCGUGAGCUUCCUAACCUAUGGAAAUGCCAUCUUCAUCCUCAUCUUUCUGCGCACCGUGGUUCCGCGCCUUCUAGUGGUUGGUUCGCUGGACGACUUCUUCGGCUUCGCCAAUGAGAUCGGCGUGCCCAACCGGCAGACUCUGAACGAUGUGAUCCGAAGCCUGGCGUCCUAUUCGCUGCCUUUGAAAGUUGGCAUUUAUACCCUGGCCUUCAUUGCCGAGAAGCUGACUUUGAUUUCGGAGAUUUUGCCGGUGCAAAUCGCCCUGAAGACCAUGUCCCCCGUGGUCUUCGGCGGUUUAUUGCCCGGCGCCCUCAUCGCCGCCACCUGCGAGACGAUCGGGGCCACGGUGAACUUUUUCGUGGGCCGCACAUUUUUCUUUCAGCGCGUGCGGGAGUUUCAAUUGCCGGGUGAGCCCGUGCUUGGGGAUGCUCCAUGGUUUGGCAGGCUUGAGCGUGCUGCUGAGCAGGAGGGCCUAAAGCUGACCCUCCUGCUGCGCUUGUCGCACAUCCUCCCGGUGCCCUUCGACUCGUAUUGGUACAUCUUGGGGGCUCUGCCGGUAGGCGUCCUGGAGUUUAUCGUUGCUCACUGGGUGGGCUGUUUGAAGACGGCUUUCCUGGAUGCCUCCCUGGGGCUGCUGCUCUUGACGUCAGUGGUCAACUUCGAGGGCGCAGAGAAGCAGAACAUCAUCAUCGCGGAGUCGGUGGGCUUUGCGGUGGUGGCGCUGCUGGUGCAAACCUUUGCCACCACCCUGGUGAAGGACAUCCUGGGCCUGGACGAGCCCAAGCAGCCCAAGGAGCCCAAGGCGGCUGAGCUGAAAGAGCCCAAGGCUGAGGCAAGUGGCGAGAGCCAUCGGCGCAUCAUGGCCAAGGCCAGUCAACGGAACGCCCUGAAGGAGAGGCGCCACUUGAACGCGACGAGUCUGACGAGUUCUCAGGGCUCACAGCAUGCUCCGCAAGGAAAGCAGCUCGGACAAGGCGCCCGGGCCCGGGCGGCUGGGGCCUCCGUGGCGCCAUUCGAGGACUUCGGUCGGCAAAAUUCGGAGGCGCUGCUGGACACAAGCAGGAGUGCAUCACCAAAGUGGAAGUUUCAUCGAAAGGUCACUGGCGAAGUUGACGAAGCUGAUGACUCGAAGAGGAGCAAACCACCGAAGUGGUUCCGGCGAAAGAUCGCCGGAGAAUCGGAGAGGCCGGAGCGGUCUGCUCGCUUUGCUCACGCUGAGUUGGACGCGCCCAGGCAAUCGGAUCCGGAGGUCGACGAGAGGAGCAAAUCACCGAAGUGGAAGUUCCAGCGGAAGAUCCCCCGUGAAUCGGAGAGGCAGGAGCAGUCUGCUCUCACUUGCCUGCCCUGGGGCCCAGCGACGCCCAGUGCUCUGCGCGCGAUGCAACUGGAGAUCAUUUUUCAGGAGCGCAUCACCAAAGUGGAAGUUUCAGAGGAAAGCGAGGCUCGGAGCUUGUCGCCCGAGUGGACAGAGUCGCGCAAAGAGGUCCCGGAGCGCUAUGCGCGUUUGUCUUCCAGGAGCCCACCCGUUGGCCCGGACGAACCUCUGCGCUUGGCAGACAGAGCGGGGGAUCACAGAGAGUCACCCAGGAGUCGCACGAAGGAGGAUGACUCUGCAGUCGUCGGCAAGGGCGAGCGGUCGCGCGGGGAGGUCCCCGAGCGCUAUGCACGUUUGUCAACCAGGAGCCCACCCGUUGGCCCGGACGAACCUCUGCGCUUGGCAGACAGAGCGGGGGAUCACAGAGAGUCACCCAGGAGUCGCACGAAGGAGGAUGACUCUGCAGUCGUCGGCAAGGGCGAGCGGUCGCGCGGGGAGGUCCCCGACCGCUAUGCGCGUUUGUCUUCCAGGAGAGAGCCUGAAGACGCCGUCUCCAGCAAACCCGGGCGUGGUAAGAAGGCUGCGGCAGCCACUGAAGCCGGUAGGAGUGCUGCGCCCGGCUCGGAAGAUGAGACGUUUGGAAAGGCUCCUUCAUCAGCAGCAAGACAGCGGAGACUGGGCAACAAGGAAGAUGGCGAGGAUGCAGUGACACCCAGGAGCGGCACAGACUCGGAUGAUUCUGCAGAGGGCGCUGACCAAGAUGCCGGGCGAGUUCGACCCAAGAAGGGCGCAGCUGCUGCCACUGCUGCCAGGACUGCCAGCAUUGAGCUUGAAGACGAGCCUUCGGCGGCUUCUGCAUUUGGCCCGGCAGCGGGUCGCAGCAGACUGGGCAAGAAGGCUGCUGGGGAGGCCGCAACAGCACAGAGGAGCGGCGCAGACUCAGAUGAUUCUGCACCGGUUGCCGGCAAGGACGCUGCGGGACGAUCUAGCCCCAAAAAGAGUGCAGGUGCUGCUGCUGGCAGGAGUACUGGGCCUGACUCGGAAGAUGAGACGUCGGCGACGGCUCCAUCUGCAGCUCGUGCAGCAGGGCGGCAGAGUCCGGGCAACAAGGCAGAUGCCGAGGAUGCAGCGAGACCAAGGAGCGGCACAGACUCGGAUGAUGCUGCAGCGAGCGCUGACCAAGAUGCCGGGCGAGUUCGGCCCAAGAAGGGCGCAGCUGCUGCCACUGCUGCCAGGACUGCCGGCCUGGAGUCUGAAGACGAGCCCUCGGCGGCUGCUGCAUCUGGCCCGGCAGCGGGGCGCAGCAGACUGGGCAAGAGGGCUGCUGGGGAAACGGCAACAGCACAGAGGAGCGGCGCAGACUCGGAGGAUUUUGGAUUGGUUCCUUGCAAAGACGCUGCGGGACGAUCUAGCCCCAAAAAGAGUGCAGGUGCUGCUGGCAGGAGUACUGGGCCUGACUCGGAAGAUGAGACGUCGGCGACGGCUCCAUCUGCAGCUCGUGCAGCAGGGCGGCAGAGUCCGGGCAACAAGGCAGAUGCCGAGGAUGCAGUGAGACCAAGGAGCGGCACAGACUCGGAUGAUGCUGCAGCGAGCGCUGACCAAGAUGCCGGGCGAGUUCGGCCCAAGAAGGGCGCAGCUGCUGCCACUGCUGCCAGGACUGCCGGCCUGGAGUCUGAAGACGAGCCCUCGGCGGCUGCUGCAUCUGGCCCGGCAGCGGGGCGCAGCAGACUGGGCAAGAGGGCUGCUGGGGAAACGGCAACAGCACAGAGGAGCGGCGCAGACUCGGAGGAUUCUGCGCCGGUUGCCGGCAAAGACGCUGCGGGACGAUCUAGCCCCAAAAAGAGUGCAGGUGCUGCUGCUGGCAGGAGCACUGGGCCUGACUCGGAAGAUGAGACGUCGGCGACGGCUCCAUCUGCAGCUCGUGCAGCAGCGCGGCAGAGACCGGGCAACAAGGCAGAUGCCGAGGAUGCAGUGAGACCAAGGAGCGGCACAGACUCGGAUGAUGCUGCAGCGAGCGCUGACCAAGAUGCCGGGCGAGUUCGGCCCAAGAAGGGCGCAGCUGCUGCCACUGCUGCCAGGACUGCCGGCCUGGAGUCUGAAGACGAGCCCUCGGCGGCUGCUGCAUCUGGCCCGGCAGCGGGGCGCAGCAGACUGGGCAAGAGGGCUGCUGGGGAAACGGCAACAGCACAGAGGAGCGGCGCAGACUCGGAGGAUUCUGCGCCGGUUGCCGGCAAAGACGCUGCGGGACGAUCUAGCCCCAAAAAGAGUGCAGGUGCUGCUGGCAGGAGCACUGGGCCUGACUCGGAAGAUGAGACGUCGGCGACGGCUCCAUCUGCAGCUCGUGCAGCAGGGCGGCAGAGACUGGUCAACAAGGCAGAUGGCGAGGAUGCAGUGAGACCAAGGAGCGGCACAGACUCGGAUGAUGCUGCAGCGAGCGCUGACCAAGAUGCCGGGCGAGUUCGGCCCAAGAAGGGCGCAGCUGCUGCCACUGCUGCCAGGACUGCCGGCCUGGAGUCUGAAGACGAGCCCUCGGCGGCUGCUGCAUCUGGCCCGGCAGCGGGGCGCAGCAGACUGGGCAAGAGGGCUGCUGGGGAAACGGCAACAGCACAGAGGAGUGGCGCAGACUCGGAGGAUUCUGCGCCGGUUGCCGGCAAAGACGCUGCGGGACGAUCUAGCCCCAAAAAGAGUGCAGGUGCUGCUGGCAGGACGGCACUGGGCCUGACUCGGAAGAUGAGACGUCGGCGACGGCUCCAUCUGCAGCUCGUGCAGCAGGGCGGCAGAGUCCGGGCAACAAGGCAGAUGGCGAGGAUGCAGUGA